GACUGCAUCAGCGAAUGAACUUCAAAAACAAAUCGAAGAGCAAGGCAAUUUGGUCAGAUCACUGAAAGCUACAAAUCCAAAAGGUGACGAAGCGAAAGCUGCGAUUGCGAAGUUGUUAGAGUUGAAAGCACAAUAUAAAUCUGUAACUGGUAACGAAUAUAAACCGAAGCCAGUUGAGAAGGCACCAUUGGUAGAGAGUGGUACGAGUGAAGAAUCACCAGAUGAACUUCGCAAACAAAUUGAAGAACAAGGCAAUUUGCAAGAAAGUAAGGAUGCCAUUGCGAAACUUUUGGAGUUGAAGAAAACCUUCAAAGAU
Messenger RNA from Anisakis simplex (herring worm), 316 nucleotides. NCBI's taxonomy places the organism in Eukaryota, Metazoa, Nematoda, Chromadorea, Rhabditida, Anisakidae. The record is from the annotation of a GenBank genome assembly.